Soboliphyme baturini is the source of this 176-nucleotide messenger RNA. Lineage: Eukaryota; Metazoa; Nematoda; Enoplea; Dioctophymatida; Soboliphymatidae. The record is from the annotation of a GenBank genome assembly.
AUGUGCAAAGACUCUGUCGUUACCACAAGAGUUUUAGGCGUUGUUCAGCGAGUGAAGCUGCGUGCGAAAAAGUUGUGCGGCAUGACAAAGGACAAUCUGUCGCCAAUAUUUUGUGAACUGUUGUAUUUGAUCGACGACAAUGACCGAUUUCACUGGAUCGAAUUUGCCAGGUAAGC